This is a messenger RNA of Dendroctonus ponderosae (mountain pine beetle), 468 nucleotides long. RefSeq names its product signal peptidase complex subunit 1 (gene Spase12). Gene Ontology annotation, biological process: protein targeting to ER. The record is from RefSeq and is a predicted model, not a curated record. The transcript has 3 exons. The coding region runs from base 122 to 406 and encodes 94 amino acids. Gene Ontology annotation, cellular component: signal peptidase complex; endoplasmic reticulum membrane. NCBI's taxonomy places the organism in Eukaryota, Metazoa, Arthropoda, Insecta, Coleoptera, Curculionidae.
CAAAUUCGAUUGAGGUUAGGUUGCGCGGGUGUCGUGUUGACAGUCCAACAAAAACAUACGUAGACAAACUGUGUUUUUGGUGUUUUUAAGGAAUUUCGCCCCUAUUUUGGCUGCUGACGCCAUGGAUUACUUCAAGAGCAUCCCCGUGCACAUGGACUUCGAGGGGCAACAUGCCGCCGAAAAGUUCUCCCGGAUCAUCAUCACCCUGUUCGGGAUCGUGGGGCUGAUUUGGGGCUACGCCAUCCAGCAGUUCUCCCAGACCGUGUACAUUCUGGCGUCGGGCUUCUUUCUCGCCAGCAUUCUAACGAUCCCCCCAUGGCCGAUGUAUCGGCGCAAGCCCCUCAACUGGCAGCCGGCCCGCGAGGGCGACGCCGCCUCCACCACCAAGAGCAAGAAAAAGAAGUGAUUUGCUUGAUUUUGUAAGGAAAAGGGGGCUCUAUUGCAAUUAAACUAAGGCAUUUAACUAAA